AUGGCAGUGACAUCAGCGUCCUCUGGGGCGGCGGAGCUGCGUACGCUUAGGCUGGACGACAUCCUCUCUGAUCUGGACAUGCUGUCUUCGGACGAUGCGCUGUUCACUCUCGCGCGGUCUUCUGCACCCACCAUCACCAGCACGCACACGGGGCAAGAUCUUCUGUCCUCGUUCGAACGAGGAUCUCUAGAUGCCUCGACGCCGGAAGAUCGACGCAAGGCGUACGUGGGGCUGUCACACGCGCUUGUUGCGGGGUUCGCCCAUGCGGGUCGGCUGAACACGGAGCGCGUGUCUGCAGCCCAGGUGGGCCUGGUGUUGCCGUCGGAACGCACCCACUCGGGAUCGAGUCGCCCCACUGCUGCGCAUCCGCAGGGUCAAGACGCAACGAGAUCCGAUCUACUGCAUUCCAAAGUGGCAACUCUGCAGACGCAGGCGGAUGCCUGGCAUGCUGCGCUCGCCUCGGCGGUCGGACAGCAGCCCGAGUCGAGCGCAGAACCGAGACGACAAGAUGCGGCGAUACCAAUCGUGCAAGGGACCGACGGACAUGGGUCUCGAGCAGAUACCGGGACGAUUGACGGUCGCAUGGCCUCGGAGCUGUUAGAUGUGCAUACCAAGGCGACCACAGAAGCGGAAGCGGCACCGGCGCCCGAGGAAGCUGCACCCCGGCUCGACGCCACGCCUGCAGCGCCCGAUUUCGAAGACGACGAUCCGUGGAACGAUCUCUCGUAA
Moesziomyces antarcticus is the source of this 729-nucleotide messenger RNA. RefSeq lists its product as uncharacterized. The transcript has a single exon. NCBI's taxonomy places the organism in Eukaryota, Fungi, Basidiomycota, Ustilaginomycetes, Ustilaginales, Ustilaginaceae. The coding region runs from base 1 to 729 and encodes 242 amino acids. The record is from RefSeq and is a predicted model, not a curated record.